Molecule: messenger RNA, 4351 nt
Organism: Polistes dominula (European paper wasp)
Lineage: Eukaryota; Metazoa; Arthropoda; Insecta; Hymenoptera; Vespidae
Biological process (GO): protein folding; protein peptidyl-prolyl isomerization
Cellular component (GO): cytoplasm
Molecular function (GO): peptidyl-prolyl cis-trans isomerase activity; zinc ion binding; cyclosporin A binding
Source: RefSeq, a predicted model, not a curated record
AUAUAGAAUAAAGAGGGAGAAAAAGAUAUGGUAAGAGAGAGCAUGUAUGAGCAUACACGUCUGUCUUUCUCUUUCUCUCUUUCUCUCUUUCUCUCUACGUAAGCGGGAAGGCAAUAUGGCGCGCGCGGGCGCGCGUAAAUACGUGAUUGGUGGGGGAAAAGAGGGAGAACCAAGAGACGGAGCGCGCGUAAGUGAUGAUGAGAGGAAAAGAGGAGGAGGAGGAGGAGGAGCCAAGUUCCCGCGGAUUCCCUCGGUCUACUGUGUGACACGUAGUAACUACUUUGUGAAUCUCUAAGUCGUUUAGAAGAGUGAAUGUGCCGCCGACCGAUAAGCUUGGGAAUCCGCGCAUCGUUCGACCUACAAUCGUUUAUCGAUGUUGGAUCCAAGUGUAUUGACGGAUUUAGAGAAGCUGACGCUUUGCACUUAUUGCAACCAAAAAUUCAAUGAUGUUGAACUGUGUCCUAAAUAUCUUAGUUGCAAACACUAUUUCUGCUUGCGUUGCAUAGAACAAAAAUUAUUGAAAGGACGUGAAUUAUUUUGUGCUCAUUGUUGGAAUAAGACUGACUUGGGUGAUCAAGGACCAGAUUCUUUGCCGACUUAUUCUCCACUUCUUACCCUAGCAAACAGCCUCCCUCAUUUAAGGAACAGUAAAUGCGUUGAAAAAGAAAGAAAGAGUGAAAAUUGUCACACUCAUGGGAUGCCUUUGGCUUUUUGGUGCACAACAUGUUGCAAGGCACUUUGCAGAGCAUGUGCAACGCCUCAAGAACAUCCGGGACAUCAGAUUAAGUCGCAAAUCGAUGCCAAAGAACAACUUGUAACUGAGGUCCAAUUGGAACUAGCCGCCAUGGGGAAGCUGUCCUUGGAUAUACAAAGACUGGCAUCGUAUCAACGAGCAUUCUUAAUGAAAGUACAGGAGGCAUGCAUUACUUUGAAGACAUAUGUGGAAACGGAUCUAAGUAAUGAUUGGAAUCAUAUGCCAGAACUAGCAGAUGCUCGUGAAAUUGUAGGAAAAGCAAAUGCCAGUUUGUCAAUUUAUGACAACCCUAGCGACGUUUAUAACUUACACUCUCAAUUAAUCGUCGAAAAGCAAAGGUUACAAACCAAGUACCAAGAUAUGAUGUACCAAUGUCAACUGGACGAUUUGAUAGGAAAUUCCGAAGUUGUUUUCAACUUUGAAACCUUAAAACAAGCGCUGGAUAGUAUACAAGCUAGAGAAUCGAUCGUUUCUCAAACAUUUAGUAUUGGUACUAGAUUAGCCAAUCAUGUCAUUAAUUCGCAGAAUGCUACACUGUUCCUUGCAAAUUAUUGUAUGUCGCAAUUGUACACGAGACAUUAUUAUAUUAUUAAGCAACAAAUGCAAAAUGGUUCGAUUGAGUAUCACCCAAGUAUGAUGGGCCCGCAACAAGCUCCACCUGGAUCAGUUCACGUUCAUCAAGGUCCUCCUCCGCCGUCUCAAAACAAUCAACAGCAGCAGUCACAAUCUCAACAGCAGCUUUUAAUCCCACCUGGUUCGCCGUCCGUGAAACCCGUUCCAUCUGCACCACAAAAUGCUAUGUUGCAUCCGCAACAACAAUCAACGUUUAUGCCAGAAGCAGUUGGCGCUAGCGGGACAAGUUUGGUAACCGUCCAUUCAUCUCCCCAACCACCGUCCACGGGAAUGGCGGCGUCUCUUCGUGGCCCAUCCAACCCUUAUCCGCUAUAUUUUUUUAAUAUCGAGGUCAAUGGAACUCCUCACGGCCGUAUAGUUAUCGAAGUUAGACCAGAUGUUGCGCCAAAGAUGGCAAAGAAUUUUAGUAUGUUAGCAACCGGCGAAGCUGGACUUGGUUACAAGGGUUGUACCAUAUUCCAAUGCUGGGAAGGAGAGUCCGUAAUAACGGGAGACUUCGAGCUUAACAAUGGCCGAGGAGGAAGGAGCAUAUUCGAAGAUGGCUACUUUAUGCCGGAUGACACUAAAUUCCCAGCAAUCAGAGGUACCGUAGGAAUGAGAAGAACGCAGAAACGUCACGACAACUUUGGUAUGGUUGGAUCACAAUUUCGAAUCAUACUACAUGAAAUGCGAGGAUUUACGGGAAUCUUCGGUCAUGUCGUGGAAGGUCUUGAAUUAGUUGAAAAGAUAUCAACGUUUGGUGAUACAGCUGGCAAGCCUACUAAGAAUAUUCUAAUUACGAACUGUGGUAAAUUGUAACGGCUUCUCCAUUACGUUUGGUACUGAAGGGUAACGAAUACCUAAUCAUACCUUACGUUCUUUCCCGUUCUAGAUAAACUAAAGGGAGAAUGUUGCGACAGUGUCACUAAGAGAAAACCAAAAAAAGCAAACAAAACACGGGCUUCUUAUGCAUAUUGAUUUUUUUUUGUCUGGUUUGGGUUGGGGUCUGUAUUUGUCUUAUCGAGAAUAAUAUGUAUGGGGUAUAACAUACGUAAUAUCUAACGGAAAGAUAUUAUGUCUCCAUACGUAAAUUCUCAUUGGAGGACAUCGUCGCAACAAAUAGUUCCAAACAAACUGAAAUGCUUCUAAUGAAAUCAUAACUUAAUUAACUAUUUACAAUAGAAUCUAAAGAUGUUGAAUAAUCUAUUUUUAAACGUGGACGCGUUAGAGAAGAUUGAAGCUGCUACUACUAAAAAAUGAUGAUGAUAAUGAUAAAAAAAAAGAUAAAAGAAAGAUUAAAAAAAAGAAGAAAAAAUAAAUAUCCAUAUUUUGCUAUUGAUUGAGAAUCACGAAGAUUCUAUGUCUACAAUAACGACGUUGUUCGAAACAUACGUACCUCAGAUCGAUCGUGAUAUCGAUCGACUUCUAGUUGUACGGUAUUUGUUUUAGAAGAGUUCAUCAUUUAUUUUUGGCUAUAAGCAUAUAUUGCUAUUACGUAUAGUUUAUAGAGCGCGUGUCGCACGUUAAGGGGUGAAAAAAGUCACGAGGUAGAAAUAUAAUUGGAAGAAAAAAAGAAGAAGAUGAAGAAGAAGAAGAAGAAGAAGAAGAAGAAGAAGAAGAAGAAGAAGAAGAAGAAGAAGAAGAAACAUAAGAGAGAACGUGACAGCGAAAUUUCAGCGUGCGCUUCUAAUGUCUUAGGUCGUAGUUAGAAAAAAAUCGUAUAAAAACGUGUGAAUGGGAAAUAACUAUAAAAUCUGAUGAUCUUUUUUUCUCUUUUUUUUUGGAGAGGGGGAAUCUAUUUUUAUGUUUCCUUGGAUGCGGACACGUGUUCUACGUGUGUAUAUUUUCUGUGUACGUGCACACGUAACACGUAAAUAAAAAAGAAAGCACAUUAAAGUCGGGGUUUAUAAAAUAAGGGUCGAAAGACGCGCUUAUAUUCGAAUUAUCUGGUAACUGUGAUUCCAUACGCUGGAUCGUUUUAGAAAUAAAAAACAGAAAAAAAAUAAUAAUAAUAACAAAAAAAAAAAAAAGAAGAAACUACCGAACGAUAUGUAGCCAAGUAAGAAGACUAUUCCGUUUAGUCGUCUUAUAUACGAUCGCGUAUCGUUCCAUUCCGAAAGGAAGAGAAAGAAGCCAAAAGGGAAAACAAAGUAACCUAAAGAAAUUGAUGUCUAAUGUAUACGUUUUUCCUCAGGUAAGUGAACAAUAUUACAAACAAACAAAGAAAUUUCGUCAGGUCUCAUUGAAAAAUGUGUUCUAAAUAUUUAUUCCCUUUUUGCUCUUUCUAUCGACUAAUUUAAGUCAUCGUAAAUUAAGGUGUAUUUAAGUUUAGAUCUCAAAAUGAAAAUGUAUACAAGGCCUAACUACUACUAUGUAGACCGUAAGCCUCAUCGUCUGAUGCAAAAGACAAAACGAACGGAAUUUAAUGGAUACAUACGUACAAACACACAGCCAUGCAUACGUAUACACGUAUACAUUCGAUUAUACACACACGCACGCACACAUAAAUACAUACACAAAAUAAUAUACACGUUAAACGAAAUCAUUCCUCGAUACUGUAUAUCGAAGUAUUACGAUAAUGUAAUGCGUUAUAGUAUUCGUUUAAAACCCCACGUAAAAAAGAAAAAAGAAAAAAGCCCCAUCGUUAUACAUUGUACUAUCUUGUGUACAACGCGUGCGAGCGACGCGUUUCUAAAGAAAAAAAAAUAUAUAUAUGAAGAAGAAAGUGUAAGAAUGAAAUGUGCGACUUCAAAACAAAAAAAUGGCCAAGGCACAUUAAUCUCACACGUAUGUAGGUAUAUACAUAUAUGCACGCCUUCGUCGUCGCGGUUGCCUUUUUUGAAGAGAGCCUCAUUCGAUGUUGAACUUGAAAGUUUUAACACUUGUUGAUUAGCUGAAUAAUGCGUCGCGUGCGAUAGAAACGCAUCAUCGCGGCGACGAACGAAAUGUAAGAAUUACCGUUUUAGAAUAAUUACAUGAAAAAAA